Molecule: messenger RNA, 6759 nt
Organism: Rhipicephalus sanguineus (brown dog tick)
Lineage: Eukaryota; Metazoa; Arthropoda; Arachnida; Ixodida; Ixodidae
Product: sorting nexin-8-like
Biological process (GO): retrograde transport, endosome to Golgi
Molecular function (GO): phosphatidylinositol binding
Source: RefSeq, a predicted model, not a curated record
GCGAAAAGGGGGGUGGAGAAAGUUGUUUUCGGUCCGGCGCAUCGGCGAUGCGGUCAGCGUGUGAUACCUUCGGUUCGCGUGGUAAACCGGUAGUGUGUUUCCCGAAAUAAGCGUGAGGCAAUGGAAACUACGCGUUAUCGGUGAGCCUCCUGGUCCUGAAAAUUCUGACGCAGGAUGUCGGUCGACCUCAGCGUCGGCGCGGUGCCGAUACUCUACAAGGAAGUGCACAGCCUGCUGAACCCGAACGACCGGAACGAAAUCGACCGCGAACUUUUCAGCCGGCUGUUGGCAUCAACGAACCUACCGAAGGCGACGAUAGAUCAGGUGUGGGAAUAUGCCGGUGCCAAGCAGGGUCCUGUGACCCCAACAAGCCUGUACAGAAGCCUUGCACUUGUAGCAAUAGCACAGCAAGGCAGGCAGCUGGAUGAGAAGACGCUGCUAAAUCUUGAAGUGUUGCCAAAUCCGUCGCUGCCGAGUCCGGCUGAGCUUCGUGAGAAGCUCGGGCUGACUGGGCGCAAGAUGAUGAGCCUGGACCUGAAGUCCGGUGGCUCGGAUCCGCGCAUCCUCAACACCAGCUAUGCGCAAAUGGUGGCGCAGGACACCAUCCGCGUUGCCUUGGUUCCCGAGAAGAAAGGCAUCAUCCUCAAGCACGUCGUCUACGAGGUUUCUAGUCAGAGGUACCAGUCGCGUGUGGAGCGGCGGUACAAUGACUUCGUGACGCUGUUUGACAUCCUGGUGCAACGGUUCCCCUACCGAGCGGUACCGCAGCUGCCACCCAAGCGGGCAAUGGCCGACUCGCACUUUAUCGAGGAGCGGAGGCGGGCUCUCAGGCGUUUCCUCACGCUUGUAGCGAGGCAUCCUGUCCUGGGCUUCGACAAAGCAGUCAACAUAUUCCUGACAUUUAGUGGCACGGAUGUUCAAGCACGGCUCAAGGAGUAUUGUAAGAAUGUGCCAGAUGAGUUCCUUACCAGUGAGGUCGCACGUAGGUCGGACGAGCUGGUGUCCAGCGACACGACGGUGCAGUUUGCCAUGGCACGGGAGCAGCUGCGACAGGUGUACAUCUGCCUCAGCCAGCUACGCGAGGCCACACAGCGCAUGGUCGAUCGGUCCAAGAUGGCCGCCGUGGACAUCCUUGUUGUCAGCAAGGAGUUUGCGACGUUGAGCAACAUAUCCAAGCUGGAGUCCGAUUGGGCGACGGGUGGAAACGAUGCCUGGAAUAUUGUGCAGAAGGCAUUGCGAUCCUUACAGGGCCUUCUUGUGCCAAUUCACGAAGCUCACUCUGAACAGUCUCUUCAUGAAGAGGAGGAAGUUCUAGAAGAGCUAAACUUAUUCCUGGACCUUCUAGUUGCUUACAAGGCGUUAUGUGAUCGUCACGAAAGCGGUGUUGUCCUUGGCCACCACAAGGCCAUCAAUAGAAUGGUGAAGAAGUCCUCCAACUCGUUUGGCGCUGUGGAUCCGAUGAAGCAGGCGCAGGAGCUUGAACACAGGACGCAGUUCUCUCUGCACUGCGUCCACCUGGAGAGCCAGAUGGUGUAUGCCCACAUGGAGGCGCUGGGCGGCAUCACUCGUGCCUUGGUGCGCAUACAGGCUAAUGGCCACGCCAAGCUGGGAGCCCUGUGGAGCAGUAUGGCGCCUGCUGUGGCAACCAUGGUCCCAAACGCAGGAACACAAGUGCCGCAGUGAGGAGUAAUGCACGGGACCAGUGACUCUGCUGCUGUUGUCGUCAGACCCCCCUCCCCUUCGGUCAUUUCGCUGGCUUUAGGGGUGGCAGCCCUGUGUUAAAGACCAAAAGGUGCACAAGCCACGAACUGCAGCUGUGUGAGCUCUCCCCAAGGGGCUCGGGCAGGAAAGACCUUCCAGGCACUGUCCACAAUACUUGUUCGCUUGUUCUUGGAAAGGCUUUUAGGGCAACAGCACAAAGUGUGUGCAAUCAUGAACAGGAUUAUGCGAGACUUGUGGUAGACUGAUCGCAGUUACUGCAUCUUCGCGCAUGUUUGAGGACCAGUGGAAGAACAUUUUAGGCCGCAUACAGGGCCUAGUUCAUGGCAGCGUAAAUGCAGAGGAACCUCCAAUGAAAACUUGGGCGUUUGAAAUACUACAAGUGGAAGCGUCACAAAAGUCUUGUAAAGCCAGCCAUAUUUUUAGUGGCAAGACUGAAAAAAAACAAAGCAUUGCCGCCACUGCUCAGCGGCAGUGAUGCAUGACAAGGCGAUCACCUUGAAAGCACGGCUCCUGUGUACGGCUUCCGAGAUGACAGAUUAUGCCUCCGCAGUGGUUCCAUUAAUGCAUCAUUACCGGAGAGCGCGCACUCAAGACAGGGAAACAUGGAAGAACACAACACAAGCGUGCGUGCUUGCGAGCAGCACGAGCGCUUGUGUUGUGUUCUUCCCUGUGUCUCCCUUUGAGUGCAUGCUCUCCGGUAACAAUGAAUCUGUACCGACUUGCCCAGUUUUCUGCAUUGUUGUUUCCAUUAGUGCUUCCGUAAUGAUGCCCCGUUAAUGCUUACAUAAUACUUAAGUUUUGUGACAGCCAUCGGGUGCACAGUUCACCAGCUUAGGCGCUGUUUGGAGACUUCUUACAAAAAUAAACUGCACCAUUGCAAGCCUGUUACCAAACGCACCGUCACCAAUUGUACUUGGCCUUGCCAAGAUUGCGUCGUAGUAGUAUACUGCGCAAGCGUAAUGAAUUUAGCGAAACUGAAAUUUCGUCGUAGUUUGCCCUUAACAAGUUUCAAGAUUUUUAGGACCAGUCAUUUGAGACAUUUCAAGGGCAAAGUACGUGCAUGGAGGUCACACAAGCAGGUCUUUUUACUUCACGACAGUGCCAUCUAUCGUUGCUGUGAAGCCAGACCACAGUUUAAGAACACUAUAAUGCGAAACGCACAAAAUCGUUUUUGUGAUUCCGUUUUGCACUGAAGAUUGUGCAGCAUGCUUUUGUAAAAAUGUGCACUUCAUGUGCUGUUGUUUUUUGUUUUUCUACCAUCACUUUACGAUUGUACCUCAAUUUAUUGAACACUGAUUAUACGAAUAGAGUUUGUAACAAAGGUACUGUUGUUUAGGAUGUAAUUUCGCGCAUGGCGCUGCUUACAUGCGCGAAGAUGCAGUAAUUUUGUGAAAAGGUAGCAAAUAUCUCGUCAAUUGUGAACAGACUUCUAGGCCCAAAGACUAAAAAGGUAUAUAUAUGUAUGUAUCAGCGUCUUUCCUUACCCUCUUUUUUUUUUUUUUGUACAAUGGACUGACACUGUUCCGUAAAACUUGUCAAGCUCAGCAGUACAACGUCCUCUGUUGGGUUUCUCAGAGAUUUAGUUUACUUUGUUAGGGAGGGCUUGUGAUGCAUAUAUUUCCAAGGUGCCUUCGUUUACGUUUUAGAGGGAAUACAUUGCCGUUUUUGUUAAGUUUGCAAUUUUGACAUUUUUUUCACUCCAUCUUGCAGACAUGCAUCACACUUCAAGUUUUUUUUUCUUUUUUUUUAUGACUUGAGACACAUUAUUGUGGUGAUGUGCAGAACACUCCCAUUUUUGACAGCGUAAAAAAAUAUAUUGUUAUAUAUAUCUUACGGCACCAUAGAACAAAUACGAAUGUGCCUUUGUUCAAGUUCAAAGUGGAAUGGCAUUUAGGGUUAUUUCCACCUAGUGAACAAUGUGCCUUGAAAUAAAUUUACUAGAAUUUCCCAUCACUGAAACACGAACACUGUACUUGCAAAACUCAGUUUUUUGAUACACAGUAUUUUGUUCACACCUUGAAUGCUCAUGCAGACUCUAGAAGCAAAGUUCAAGUCUGCACUUAGUCCUACAUUCCUACGUCUAGUGAGCUGCAGUUCACAAAGGCCUGUUGUAUACGUGUUCAUCAAACAAAGCGAUUUUAGUGGCAUGUCGGGAUUCAACCGGCCGUAAAAUAAGCAAUAUAUUUUUGUUUCUCAUUUUGUGCCUGUGCAUUUCUUUGUGCAUGGUUUGUAGCAGUUCUCGAGAGCCUUUGAAGUGAUAUAAUGCAAAAACAGAAUCUUGGAGCUGAAGACUCUUUGGUGAAGCUUAAUUAUCUUUCGACAGCUGGCCACAAUGUUGUUGCAGUCUGAAAGUCAAGCCUGUUUGAUCAUUCGUGUCUGGCCAUGCUGGCUCAUUCGCUGCAUCCUUUGUGUGCCUUUUGCGUUUAUGGACAACGAAAAAAAAAGUUUAUUGUAGGUAGCUUUUUGUUAGUUAACUGCUGUGAUAAAUGGCCUGUGCAUGCAAGUGUAAACUAAGAAAAUGAGGAAGGAACAAAGAUUUCAAGCAACACAGUCAAGAGCGGCAGCAGCAGCUGAUGUAUGCCCUACUUUUAUUGCCAGGUACUGAGACAUGACCUACUUGUGUUGAAUUUAAUCAUAUUUAAUUUGGACACUCACUUAGCCACUUUUCAUAAACGAACAAUUCUGGGUUUGUUCUCGCAUUGUGCCGAAAUAUUUGACCACGAAUGAACUUUGCUUGCUGACAGUACUUUAAAUUUUUUCGAGGUUCUCAAUUUCUUGUCGGCCACAGGUUUUAUACUGCUGUUAAAUUCACUGUUGCAUUAAAUGGUUGCGAUUUGUAUAAGUAAGCACUUAAAACCUUGGUCUUUGUUUCCUUGGCAAAGAAAAACAAUAGUUGGCCAUGUUUAUUUCAGAUUUAUAGCACAGAAGCAGUUAAACAUGCAUUUAACUGUUGUUUGAACUGUUUGUACACCUGUGUGGAACUAAAAGCAGGUGAACGUAGUGUAGGGUCAUUCUGUGAGCUCGGCACCCAUGCCGGAGUUAUGCAGUUCCCUGUGAUGUUCAUGGUUUAAGAUAUGGUGGCACAUGCUGAUCCUUCUAGCGAUGUUCAGCGAGUAGUGAUGUUGUUUGGCCAAUGCGUCCAGCUUUCGGGCACAGCCACUGCAUGCCUUACUAUCCGUAAGGCAUUCAGCAAUGCUGCUUCUGUCUUUGAUAAUGAAUUGUUAAGGCCCCAAACUAUUGGGAUCGCGCUUUUCGUAGGUUUGAAAUUUCUAAAUUGAGGAUGGCGUUCGGGGUUUUCACUUUCAUGAUGCAUGAGCACAACCUUUGUGGGUGUAGAAAAGUCUCAAGGGUUCACAUUGCCCAUCAUAUAGUGCCAGGUAACGGAGUCUCUUGGACAGCCGUGAGUUCAAGCUCAGCUUAAAGCUCACCUAGGCAUGCGGACUUUCAACUGGUACAAUGUGCAUAGGUGGGCAAACUGGGAAUGUGUGCAAUGUUGGUAGGUGAACAUUCAGAGUUGCCUUGUGAUAGGACAGUGAAGGGAAAUAUCUAAUCAUGCUAGACUGCCAGGUUACGCUGUUUGAGUUGCAUUUAAUUGGUCAGUCUUGCCAAACUGGAAAGAGUGUGAAUACGAGAUGGGUGCCAAUACUAUGAGCAUAAAGUCAACUUUUAUCUAACCUCAAUGUGCCGGAGUCUGGUCGUUCACUGACAGAGUAGGCUUAGAUUGCAUUUGAUCUUGAGUGAUGUCUCGACCCGAUCAGCAACUUGCCGAAAUUUUUUAUAUGCACAAAGUAUGAAAACCUAAUCUACUGCUAGAAAAUUUUGCAUUGUUGCAUUGAUGUUGGAAGUGCAACCUGAACCCGGAAAUUUGUGCAGUAGUAAUAGGCUCUCAUUUGUUGCAGUACAAGUGAAAUACAAGUAAAGUUUGGAAAGGACAAUGGCAAACUUGAACUCUGUUUUAGUCUCUAUUGUGCCCAUUAAGCGUCUCCUUAUAGAAAGGUUUGGCUGCAGUGAUAUGAAAAUGCUAUAAAGAGACAAAUGUAUAAACAGUGUAACUGAUCAUUGCCUUGCGCUAAUAAGCAUAGCAGUGAACACUUGGUGCCUUUGUGCCGAGUCUUAAAUGGACAUGGAGAACUGAUGUUAGUGCUACUUUGCGUGCAUUUUCCAUUUUGGCUCGUGGGUAUAGUCAUAUCGAUUUUUGCGUGGAGUAUGCAUUCCUUUACUUUGGUGGAUCUGCACGCGCCACUUCAGCCUCUGCUGUGGUAUGUGGUGCAUUUGUUAUAGCCAUAAAAUUUGUCAAAAACCCAUGAUGGCAGUGCUUCAUCGAAAUUAUUUCUUUAAUUAUGGAGGUGUAGUAUUAUUGAUAGUUGUAGCACUCUAGAAUUCACCUUUGUGAAGUUUGUGUUGCAAAGAAGGUUUCUUGAGGCACUUACAGUAACAGAACUUUGGAAACCGCCUCAUGGGCGUGCAAUUCGUACAUUUUGCUUUUGUUUCAGGGCAACAUCACCAGGCCCCGUGUGCUAACACAAAUAAAUGAACGAGUGAAUUUUGUUACAAGUUGCCUAACAGCUACAGAGGUGAAAAUGGUUUUCGAUGUACGAGGAAGUAGUAGUUAUUUAUCAAAGUACUGGGAUUGCUGUUUGUUUUAUAAAGCUGCGUAGCAGGAAAUGUGCUAGGAAGCAUGCAAAUUUAAAUGACCAGUGCAGACUGGUCAAAUGGUUUGUUUUUACAUCCCGCAACGAACAUUCCGGUGCCGUUUUAUUUCAGUGUACGAGUGAAGUGCGUAGCUUCUCCUCCGUACCCAUGUCCAAGUUAUACCGAAGUACAUUGCAAAGUUACAAUAAAGAAUUUACUUAAAUAUCAAGUUGACAAGAAGUCUCCUGGCCUAUGUUUUUUUUUUUUUUUUCAGAUAUGAUAAGUGUCAUGCAAAUAAUGUGAUGCAUACGUGUCAAUGUUUCAUUCGCAUGGUAUAUACUUGAACAUACAUGUAUGCUUGAAAAAUGUCCAUUUAUAAAUGACCUGAUUACUCGCGCCAUGACA